This is a messenger RNA of Aspergillus aculeatinus CBS 121060, 2300 nucleotides long. Its product is annotated as kinesin-3 family protein uncB. The record is from RefSeq and is a predicted model, not a curated record. Bases 16 to 1998 code for a protein of 660 amino acids. Gene Ontology annotation, biological process: mitotic spindle organization; microtubule-based movement. The transcript has 2 exons. Gene Ontology annotation, molecular function: ATP binding; microtubule motor activity; microtubule binding. NCBI's taxonomy places the organism in Eukaryota, Fungi, Ascomycota, Eurotiomycetes, Eurotiales, Aspergillaceae.
GAUCACGGCUCCGACAUGGCCUUGGAUCCCCGGGUUUACCGCCAUCUCGGCUACGGCAACGGGCUCAGCUCCCCGGCUUCGGUCACGUCAUCUGCGAUGUCCGCUAUCACCGGCAUCACUAGCCCAUCCUCCCACGCGAUGACCGCUUCUGCGGCCAUGCUACGGUCAACCGCCUCGAGCCCUUCGCUGCGUGCUCGCGAAAGCGUUCCCGUCGCGGCGCGUCGAGUCGAUGGUCUCUCCAGCCCCUCACCCGGGGGGAACGUCCGCGUUGUUGUCCGAGUGCGGACCUUUCUGCCUAGAGAAAUCGAGCGAAGAGCCCAAUGUCUGAUCUCCAUGGACCCGCACACCCAGACAACCAAGCUACGGGCACCUCGAUCCAAUCCCGAUGACGAAGGGAAACCCAAGUCGCAGGCGCGCGGAAAGGUCCAGGAGGAUAAGUCGUUUGUGUUCGACAACUCGUUCUGGUCGCACAACACCAAAGAUAAACAUUACGCGACGCAGGAGGAUGUGUACAACUGUCUGGGAGAGGAGUUUCUGGACCACAACUUUGAGGGGUACCAUACCUGCAUCUUCGCGUACGGGCAAACGGGCUCCGGGAAGAGCUAUACCAUGAUGGGGACGUCAGAGCAGCCGGGCUUGAUCCCACGGACCUGCGAGGACCUGUUCCAACGGAUUGAAACCGCCGAAGCUCCGGAUAUCAGCUACAACGUCCGCGUCUCGUACUUUGAGGUCUACAACGAGCAUGUGCGUGACUUGCUGGUGCCGCGCACGGAGCCCCCACACUACCUCCGCAUCCGCGAAUCCCCGACGGAGGGACCGUAUGUCAAGGAUUUGACCGAGGUGACGGUGAAGGACUACGGGGAGAUUAUGCGGUACAUGCGGAAAGGCGAUAUGUCCCGGACAGUGGCCAGCACCAAGAUGAACGAUACCUCCUCGCGGUCGCAUGCGGUCUUCACGAUCACGCUGAAGCAGAUCCACCAUGACUUGUCGACUGACGAGACUACCGAGCGGACGGCGCGGAUCCGUCUGGUCGAUCUGGCGGGUUCGGAGCGAGCCAAGUCCACCGAGGCGACCGGCCAGCGUCUCCGGGAGGGAUCCAAUAUCAACAAAUCGCUGACGACGCUGGGACGGGUGAUUGCGGCCCUAGCUGACCCGCAGCAGGGCCGUCCAGCGAAGCGUAAGGGCAAGGACAUCGUCCCCUAUCGAGAUUCGAUCCUCACCUGGCUGUUGAAAGACAGUCUCGGCGGCAACUCCAAGACCGCCAUGAUUGCGUGCAUCUCACCCUCCGACUACGAAGAAACGCUGUCAACGCUGCGGUAUGCCGACCAGGCCAAGCGGAUUCGCACGCGUGCCCGAGUCAACCAGGACCACCUGUCUGCUGCGGAGCGCGACAAGCAGAUUGCUGAGAUGGCCGAAACCAUCCGCACGUUGCAGCUGAGUGUUAGCCAAGCGACCGCCAACCGGCGGGAGAGCGAGAUUCAGAACGAGCGGCUCGAGGAAUACCAGCAAAAGGUGGAGAAAAUGCAACGGUUGAUGGAGGAAACCAAGAUGGUCAGCGAGUGCAAGAUCCGCCAGCUGCAGACGGAGAACGAGGCCCUUCGCAACCAUCUCAAAUUGGCGUUGGAUAGUAUCCGGAACCCCAUCCCCCCGGUGAUUGUGCCGGAGCGGCGGAGCAGCCUGUACAGUGUGAAUCAAAACGAUGGCUCCCCGUCCGCGCGAAAGCGCUACAGUCGGGCUCUGUCUCCAGCCCCUACAUCCGGGGACGAGUCGGAGCCGAAUUCGAUACGGAAAGAAGAAAGCACCCCUGGGAGUGACGAGAACUCGACUCAUCUGGAAGCGCACCAGAUGCAGGCACACAUGGAAGACCUGUUGGAGGACCUGAGUGUGUUCAAACGCAAGUUGGCGACGGACCAUGAACGAUUCCAACCCCUUCAACCGGCGAAAAAGGAUCGAAAGAGCCGACGAGCCUUAGGCGCCAUCUGGGGCAACAAUCGAUAGUCGGAGAUGUUUGACUGCAGCGUGGGGUGGCUUUCUGGGAUUCGACGGCGUUAUGCGGAUUGGUGUUGGACUAAAUGGUGUGAUUCCGAAGACCUCCGGUUCUUAUAAUAGCUGGACUGAGAUGGUUAUCUUUGCUAUUGGCGUGCUGUGAUUCGUUUGCUGUUUGAACUCAUGUACUGAUGCCACGAUGGAACGAUUUGUAUGUAUGGUAGGAUCUUCGAGGAGAUGCCCGCCAGACCGCGCCACGAUGAAAUGUUUUGAUGCCCGAAUGAGUUGAAUGGAAUGACGGCAUAUAAGAGCCG